AUCAUGUUUCUGUAAACAUCGGGCUGUAUACAUUAUAUAAAGAAACAACUUGAAUCUAAAGAAUUGUAAAUAUUCGUGCAUUUUAGUGAUAUUUGUAAAACAACAGGUAUGAAAUCUAUUGGUAAAACGAUUGUCGUAUUUUGUGUUCUCGGUUUACUCAUAAUCUCAAUUAAUUUCAAAUAUAAUUACAUUUAUUAUGGACGACUUGGAAAAUCCAUGUUAACUCAAAAAAGUAAUCGAAUAUAUGAUAAUGCAGUGCGCGAGUGUCGGUAUGUCUUUCUGGAUUUGGGUUCAAGUAAAGGUGUGCAAGUUCGGAAAUUAUUUGAACCAAAUCUUUAUCCAAACGCUUCAAUUAUCCCCGUAUUCGACCAAGUUUUUGGAAACAUCUCCGAAAGGCAAAAAUAUGCCUGUGCAUUUGGCUUCGAAGCGAACCCGAGACAUAUGAAGAGACUAAAAUUUAUUGAAGAGUCGUACAAAAACAAAGGCUUCCAAGUGAAUUUCUACAACCUUGCUGUUUCAGAUAGGGACAAUGCCAUAGUGACAAUUUUUUCGGAAACGAAUUUUAAUUUGGAUUGGGGAGCUGGAAUUUUAGAUAAAGCCAUCAACAAUAAGGCCAAAAUGACAAUGUAUAAGGUACACACAGUGGAUAUAGUGACAUUUAUCGUGGAAACAAUAAAUCCUUUGAAAUCAAAAGCAGUUUUUAUGAAGAUGGACAUUGAAGGCUCAGAAUAUUUAGUAUUGCCUUAUAUGAUAAAGAAUAGGAUUUUAUGCAAAAACAUCAUAACUUCAGCGGGUAUCGAAAUCCACGAAUGGGCACGAAAACCACUGAAUAUGUCAUUAGAUAUGAGCAAAUUAAAGCAAAAUUUGAAACAACAAUCGUGCGUCCCAACAAGUGUGAUUCCGCUUGACGAUGAAUCAUAUAACAUAGAUGUAGCAAUUAAUCCUGAUAGUUCGAUCAAUAGCUGACCUUAUAUACAUAUAUAAUUUAGGGACGGACCCAUGAUGUGUCUUUAAAUAUUGUCAUUUGUAAUAACUUUUUCUUUUCUUUUCUUUAUUAUUAUUCAAUAUUAACAAAUAGUAUACAACACAGCUCAUUGCAAACAUAUAUAUACAUAUCAUUGAGAGAUUUAUAAAGUGUACUUGUUAUUUGUAUUACAUAAUAUUUGUUUUUUAAGUAAUGGUGUAUGAAUGAUACAGCAUGCAAAAAAAUGUUGUAGAAAAGGGUCUAUAUAGGUGACUGCCAGAACAGGUAGCAGUUAUUUAAGCUUCCAAUGUUUAAGUGUUUAAAGAAUCUUGAGUAAGAAGAUAAUAAUGGAGAAGGGUAGAACGGAUAGAAAGGAGGUAUUUAUGCAUAUAUGUAGUUAUUCAGCAGAUGGUUUUUUUUUUUACUAGAUCUGUUUCGCGCUCUAUUUUUUUUUCUAAGUUUUACAUAGAUCAAAAAGAUGUAAAGGUUGGUAAAGUGUUUCUGUUGUGCAUGCUAAAUGUUUUAAUAUAUGACAAAAAGCGCACGAACGCUGAAACAUGAGUUAGUAUACGAAUUUCCUAGUUCCUACACCAUCGAUUAAUAUGAGUUCGAGCAUUCUAAGUGUUAAAAUUGUGUGUUGUGUUAUAGCUUUAGAGCCAAGAAGGCCAUUCAAUCUUUUUAACCAGGUGUCAAAUAUGCGUAUUUAUUUGAAUUCAAAACAUAACACAAACUCAGAUUGUUCGUGUCUUGGUCAAUAUUUAUAUGACAAAACUACAGAAACAUGUCCAGUAGUCGGAAGUUUAAACCUAAACCCCGUUUAAUGACACAGGGUCAACGCCAAUGACAAAGAACACAAUAGUAAACAAUGACAAACCAGAAUGAUAGAACAACGACACAAAACUCAAACUACACACUACAUAUAUAUUAUUUAACCCUAGGAGUGUUUAUCAAGGCUUGUUAGGUACCGCCAGUACGGUGAGUAAAAUGUAUAUUUACAGGAGGUUAAAACUAGUUAGUGUGAACAACCUCACUCUUAUUCCAAUAAUCCCGAAUAAAGUUAAGACAUGAAGGGUAAAUCUCAUUAAUGUAUGUGUUAACUUGAAAAAAACUAUGCAAAAAGCUAUCAAAGAUAUAAUGCAGUUAUUGUUUGAAACCAUAAAAAAUCCCACACAUUCUGCCUUAGCAAAUUAAAGGUUUAAAACUGUGUGAGCAUAAGUCUCAUAAAGAA
This is a messenger RNA of Mya arenaria, 2192 nucleotides long. RefSeq lists its product as uncharacterized. The coding region runs from base 109 to 966 and encodes 285 amino acids. NCBI's taxonomy places the organism in Eukaryota, Metazoa, Mollusca, Bivalvia, Myida, Myidae. The transcript has a single exon. The record is from RefSeq and is a predicted model, not a curated record.